Molecule: messenger RNA, 1188 nt
Organism: Penicillium angulare
Lineage: Eukaryota; Fungi; Ascomycota; Eurotiomycetes; Eurotiales; Aspergillaceae
Exons: 3
Coding region: 1-1188 (395 amino acids)
Source: RefSeq, a predicted model, not a curated record
AUGCUCGAAAAUGCUAUUUCAGCACUUUCCUGCGUGUAUCUCGGUAAAAUCAAACACGACGAGUUUAUGAUACGAUAUGGUAUUGAGCUGUACAACAAGGCGAUUUCCCAGUUAGCAAGAAUGCUCAGUCAGAAUUCUGUGAAUGUUGAAACUUUAUACGCAACAAUUGUUUUCCAAACACUAGAGGCGAUAUACUGCUCAUAUGGCCUCAGGGCUUGGAUCUCACAUGCGGAAGCGACCGGUAAACUGUUUCAACGGUUUCAUAAGAGUCUCACGGGAAGUCCCAUUGAACAGGCCAUAUACGACCAUCAGAAACUUGCCCUUAUUUACAGCGCUGCCACAGCAUCGGAUUUUACACGAAAUUACAAUCGCGUCUUGCAUACCCAGCUAGUCAGUCCGCUGGAUGAGAUUUUCGAGCUCUACGUGGGCAUCUCGUCAUUGAUUAAUGAAGUUAACCGCGUCGCAUUCUCCGACAAUAAGGCUGCUCAAAGAAUACUAGCUGCCUGCCUUGCUCAGAGGGAAAAGAUCUCCCAAUGGUACGUUCAGCGAGGACAUAUACUGGGACAGUAUCCUUCCAGCUAUUCUGCCGACAGCUUAUCGCACACUGCACCAUCAUCUAUUGAUUUGUUUGGUCUUCCAUAUAAUUUUGUCAACCUAGACACUGCACGGCUCUAUAUUCUCUACUGGACCACAUGUCUACUUGCCGAACUUCUGGUAUAUAAAGUUUCAGCUUCUAUGAUUUCUCCGCGUGAUGGUCGACAAAGAGCGAAUGCCGAGAUACGAGAACUACGAAAUACUGAACAAUGUCUGAUCGCGGAGUCCUACGCUGAUGAAAUUUGUCGGUGUUUGCAGUACUGUCUGCAACCCGAAACGAACGCAUGUGGUGUGCAUAUUAUAGUUGCUAGCCUGAACCAUGUUUAUAAACCUUAUGCGCUGCUACGACGACGAGAAAAGUUUCAAUGGUGUCAAGAUGCCUUCAAAGCUAUCUCUAAUCGGGGAUUAGCCUUGGCAUCUAUUUUGAGUCACGCGGGUCGGGAUGUAUGGCAUUUUCACGAAGGUUCAAAUGGCCCACAGUCCACCCAGAUACCUUUACAAGACACGAUUGAACCCCCUCUUAUACCGAAUAAAGAUGACUCUGUGAAGCUACUUCUAUUGCAGAUGGGAAAGGGAAGAAGAACCAUUGAAUAG